AUGAAAUAUUUCCUUAACUCAGGUGAAUACCCGUGGCAAGUUGCCAUCCUGAAAAAGGAUCCUACCGAAAGUGUCUAUGUCUGCGGUGGCACAUUGAUCUCGUCGCGUCACAUUAUCACCGCUGCUCAUUGCGUGAAGACUCACGCCGGUCGUGAUCUUCGUGCGCGAUUGGGCGAAUGGGAUGUGAAUCACGACGUCGAAUUCUAUCCCUACAUCGAACGCGACAUCGUCAGCGUAUUCGUGCAUCCUGAAUUUUAUGCCGCUACUCUCGCAAACGACAUCGCCAUUCUUAAAUUAGACCACGACGUCGAUUUCGGAAAGAAUCCUCACAUUAGUGCCGCCUGCCUACCGGACAAACUUGACGAUUUUACAGGAACAAGAUGCUGGACCACCGGAUGGGGCAAGGACGCCUUCGGCGACUACGGCAAGUAUCAAAACAUACUGAAGGAGGUUGACGUACCUGUUGUCAGCAAUCACGUCUGCCAGCAGCAGAUGAGACGAACGCGGCUCGGACCCAGCUUCAAUCUGCAUCCGGGCUUCAUCUGCGCCGGCGGCGAAGAGGGCAAAGACGCCUGCAAAGGUGACGGAGGCGGUCCGAUGGUCUGCGAGCGUCACGGCCGCUGGCAAUUAGCCGGAGUCGUUUCCUGGGGCAUUGGCUGCGGUCAGGCCGGCGUACCCGGCGUUUACACGCGCGUUUCCCAUUAUCUCGACUAUAUCCAUUAA
Messenger RNA from Cataglyphis hispanica, 723 nucleotides. Its product is annotated as phenoloxidase-activating factor 2-like. Lineage: Eukaryota; Metazoa; Arthropoda; Insecta; Hymenoptera; Formicidae. Gene Ontology annotation, molecular function: serine-type endopeptidase activity. Bases 1 to 723 code for a protein of 240 amino acids. Gene Ontology annotation, biological process: proteolysis. The record is from RefSeq and is a predicted model, not a curated record. The transcript is spliced from 3 exons.